ACAUGUUCCUCGUCCAGCCCCCUCCGGAUCACGGAAAUACUGAAACCGGGGCGCUCCGUCGACGCCUUUAAAUGCCGGCACAGAUGUUGGCCGGAGCAGGACGCCACGAGGCGAACCACCAACUGCUUCCCCCGCGCCGCCGCCUGUAACGACCACUUCACGUGCCCUAUCUUUCUCCUCCUGCUGUGUUCACGGCUCCCAUCCCCUCUCCAGAGUCUAGGCCCAUCUCCCGAAGCCGCUGACGCAGGAAGGCGAGUCGACAUGGAGGCCAAGAAGAAGUCGGCCGCUUCCGCCGCCGCCGCUGCCGGAGCCGGAGCCGCGCCGCCGCCGGCUAACGGGUACUUCAGCGCCGUCUUCUCCUCGUCUCCUGCGGGGAACGCAAAAGACGCAAAGCAGACGGACUUGUACGCGAUGCUGAACAAGCAGAGUUCUAGAGGGCAGAAUGGCAGUAGCAUCACAGAUAGCAAAUCUCAUGGCCGCACUACAUACAAGGAUGGAAAACAUGCCUAUCCAAAUGAGUCAUCAGAAUCCCCUUAUUUUGGCUCAUCCGUGCAUUACGGUGGUCGGGAGUUCUACAGUAGCUCUCAACAGAAGCAACCUGCCAAUGAACCACCAAGAAAUUAUAAAGAGGACAAUCCAGAUGGCUCUGCUACUAGAGGCGAUUGGUGGCAAGGUUCACUUUAUUACUGAAUAACCUCCUGUGGGCUCUCCUUUUGUGAACAAAGGAAUAAAAGGAGUAGCGCUUGUUGUAGUGUUGGAACUGUUGAUACUGAGCCGUCAGGCAUCAAAAAUCAUAGUUGGGAGUUGGCGUCGGGACUACAUCCGUCUUGUCGGUGGAGGCAGUAUUUAGAUGCAUCAUCUCACCUGGACAGAUGUGGGUGUAGGCCGUGUCCUUCUCAGUUCCCUUUUGCCUUUGUGUUCUUGUGGUUUAGGUGCAGUACUGAAACUACUAAUGGACUGUUAGGUCAGCAGGGAGUAGUUUCAUAAGCAGUUGCCAAAGAGUCGCAGCUCGCAGGAUCACCUGCUACAUGUACUAUGUCUGUGUGUGUGUCUUUGUUCCUGCUAUGUUUCAAAAUGAUUUGGAUUGUACAUACCCCUGUUCCUAAACUAUUGCUCCAA
Messenger RNA from Setaria italica (foxtail millet), 1119 nucleotides. RefSeq lists its product as uncharacterized. The coding region runs from base 262 to 690 and encodes 142 amino acids. The transcript has 6 exons. Lineage: Eukaryota; Viridiplantae; Streptophyta; Magnoliopsida; Poales; Poaceae. The record is from RefSeq and is a predicted model, not a curated record.